AUGGACCCGCCACCACCACCAGACCUCGCGGCACCGCCGACGGUCCUUGCGCUCCGCGACCUAGCCCCGCCAGUCCAAGGACGUCCUGGCAGCCUGGCGAGUGUGAGGAGUGGUCGGGACCUCGUCAAGGCCGCCGACGAGACCGUCUUCGUCCCAGAGCAACUGUACGCGUUCCUCACGUCCCCAGAACAUACGGUCACUGCGUGUCUGGGUAAUGCGACGGUGGACAUGCCAGUCCGUAUUAUUGCCGAACAUCUCUUUGGGCUUGGGUAUGGUUCGUUUGGACUUUGGACGGGCGAGAUGCCUACGCGGCCGCCGGAACGAGUCGAACGCGAUCCACUCAAGGGCGUCAAGGGAUGGCUGGGACGGAUAACGGGAAAACCUGGGCGAAGGUCUGGUAGUCCAGCCAAGAAGGAGAAUGAGAGCGAGAGGGCCAGCGACGAGAGCGACGCCGACACAGAUACUAUUCGUUCGAUGCGGAAUCUCUCGACUUCGGAGUUGGACGAAGUUCGGCGGUGUGGUCAAUGGCGUGGAGCGAGCCCAAGCGACCUCUUUCUCAAUAUCUAUGCGCAGGCCCUCCUUGCCCUCGAGAAGAACCCCCUUAAUGGGUUGGUAUCACCCGCGCUCAUGGGCGCGUGCGGCGUUGCGCCGCUCACUAUCAUUUCACACAGCUUGGAUAUCGUGCGACACUAUGCCUCACUCAUCGCGAGGUCCAAGAGCGAAAUCUUCUUCACGACCAAUGUAUGGGAAGCGAGUGAGGCGGCGUCUAUCGUUGCCGACGCGCUCAGAGCUCUCUCCAAAGCUGUGAUGGAGCGCGGCGGCCCAAAAGUCGUGGUCAAGAUCAUGUACGAUCGUGGGGUUGCGGAUGGGGGUGCACACCAGCGCGUCGACCCAAAGAUCUUCUCCUCCCCAGCGGUCGGGUUACCCUCCCCCGAAGAGGUGCCGGGUUGCAGUCUCGAGGUGCAGAAUUACCAUAUUCCUCCAGUCGGCUCGUUCCACCAGAAGACGGUGAUUGUCGACCGCCAAGUCGCGUUGCUAAGCAGUAACAACGUGCAGAAUCGGGACGACGUGGGGUUCAUGGUCCAGCUCGAGGGUCCAAUCGUACAGAGCAUCUACGACACGGCCAUCCUCUCGUGGUGGAUGAGUUUCAAGGACCCACUGCCCCUCCUAGCCCGUCCUCCGGAAUAUCCCGACACCCUCUCCGAACAAGACUUCAUCUUUGGCGAAGCCCACAAGGACGUAGAGGGCAUGGGUGAUCGCGAAGCGAUAGCCGAACGAACCCGUCAACGACUGGUGCUCACUCCUCCAGUAGAAGGAAACCCAUUUAGUCCUGUGGUCGUUCACGCCCCCCACGCACCCUUCCCUGUCGCAAUGGUGAACCGUACACCACGAGGACGGCGGGGAUGUGGUGACGCCUUUGUUCCACAAAACCAAGCCUGGCUUGCAGGCUUCAAAUUCGCCACCCGCAAAGUAUUCCUCCAAACGCCAACAUUCAGCGCUAAACCACUCGUCCUCGCUGCGCUCGAGGCAGUUCGGCGCGGUGUCGUAGUGGAAAUCUACGCCGACCUGGAAUUCGAUAACGGAACACCAAGCGCCGAGGGAAGAGCAAACCAGCUCGUCGCAGCCUACAUGUACUCUCAACUGGUGCCUGAACAUCGCCAGAAUCUCAGAGUAUACUGGUACACUGCCAAGGGCGAUUCAAUUGUGGACGAGCAGAUUGCGGUGCAGGGCAACGGGAACGCAGAUGUCAAUUCCUGGUUACAUGCCCAGGAGAUUAAUGUCCUCGUUGACUCUGCGCAGCUUUGUCGAGAGUGGAGGACGGCACUCGACGCUAACCAGGAUACGAGAGCACAAGGGCGCGUUGGCGACGAUGGCGUCUGGCGAGACGCCAGUGGGCGCGCACUUCCCGCCGCGCCGGAGAGCACGCCCGCAACCAUGCCCCGCACGUUGGUCAGGGAGACACCUGUGCGCGACGUGCGGAAUCGCGAGCCGAGGCCACCGAUGCCUAAGCGCGAUAGCGGGGGGAUUGCGCUCGUCAAGAAGGCGGCGGCGGCGGCGGCGGCCAAGUCCCCUAGGCCGCAGAGCAUGGAUGGGAAGAAGGUGUAG
Molecule: messenger RNA, 2106 nt
Organism: Cutaneotrichosporon cavernicola
Lineage: Eukaryota; Fungi; Basidiomycota; Tremellomycetes; Trichosporonales; Trichosporonaceae
Exons: 5
Coding region: 1-2106 (701 amino acids)
Molecular function (GO): catalytic activity
Source: RefSeq, a predicted model, not a curated record